Messenger RNA from Saprolegnia parasitica CBS 223.65, 1198 nucleotides. RefSeq lists its product as hypothetical. Bases 53 to 1105 code for a protein of 350 amino acids. The transcript has a single exon. The record is from RefSeq and is a predicted model, not a curated record. NCBI's taxonomy places the organism in Eukaryota, Oomycota, Saprolegniomycetes, Saprolegniales, Saprolegniaceae.
CAAGCACGCACCCAAUUUCUCAACCUCAACGUCAACCUCAACGCCACCAUACAUGAUUCCGUUUCCUUCAAUUUCGCAGUUCCGACACAUCGUUGCGGCGGUCACCGAGCACGCACAGUAUGUCGGCCGCGACCCUGCGACAGACCACGCGAUUUUCGAUACGACGCGGCCGUUGCCAACGCUCACGUUCACCGGCACGGUCAAGCUCCACGGCUCCAAUACAGCUGUGGUCUUUGCAGGCGAUCGCCCGAUGCAAUUUCAGUCGCGAUCGCGGGCCCUCUCGGUCACGUCGGAUUACGCUGGUUUCGCCGCCGCCAUGACGUCGCACGCCAGCGCGCUGCGCAAGCUCCACGCGGCCAUUUGUAAUGUCGCGCAGUGUGCGCAUGAUGUGCCGAUUGCACUCUACGGCGAGUGGUGUGGCGGCAGCAUCCAAGGCGGCGUCGCGCUCGCGCAGCUCUCCAAAAUGUUUGUGUACUUUGCCGUCAACGUCGACGGGCGCUGGCUGGACAUGCGCUUGCUCUGUGGGAUCGACGAGCCCGGCGCUAAGAUCUAUCACGUUAUGCGCUUUGGCACGUACUCAAUCGAGAUUCCGUUCGACGCGCCGGACGUGGCGCAGGCGCAGCUGGACGCGUGGACCGCCGACGUGGAAGCUGAGUGCCCCGCCGCCAAGGCCUUUGGCGUCUCGGGCACGGGCGAAGGUAUCGUGUGGGUGUGCACGUCGCCAGGCUACGCGUUCAACUCUCGGUUUUGGUUCAAGACAAAAGGCGACAAGCAUGCGCUCACGUCGUCGUCGUUGUCGAGCGGAGGUCGCCGGCGGACACCGGCGACGUCGAUCGCACCGGUCGUCGUUGCCACUGUCGAAGCGUUUGUGCAAGAGUACGUCUCGGAAAAUCGGUUGCGCCAGGGCCUGCAUGUGUUGGCCGAACGCGGUCUGGAGGUGAGCAUCAAGCACACGGGUGUGUUUGUGCAGUGGGUCAUUCGCGAUAUCGAAAAGGAAGAAGCCGACACACUGGCGGCGAAUGCGUCGACGCUCCGUCGACCGCUCGUCCAGAAGUCGAUUGCAACGGCGGCGCGGUCGUGGUAUCUCGCGCGCUUGCAAACCUAACCUCGUCCACAGAUCGAAAGAUAAUAGAGAACGUUGGACUCGUCCCUUACGUCAUGUCUCAUAUUGAACAAUGAACUCCUUUUUCCUUGCUUG